AUGGCUGCCUCUGAGCAAAGGCGGGCGCCUAGGCGAUGGAGCCCUACUUUAUCGAGAAAGGAAGCGAUUGCGAACUGGGUACAUGGUACAGAACGGGAUGGAGGCGCACCGCUGCGCGGCGAGGCCGGCCAUCGCCUACCCCACAUAGCGCAACCCCGCGCACGCCCUGAGGUGCGGCUACCAUUGGAUCAGGAUACCCAGGCAUGGUCACGCAUCCAGCAGCCAGCAUAUGACUAUGAUGAGUUUUAUGCUUUGCCCACUCCUGGCUCUGACUCUGAUUCCAUGUCGCCGCCAAUGAUACCAUCUGACACCGAGCACGACCAUGCAGAGACGGACGAUAUGCAGUCGAGUGUGUUCCAGCAAUUUUCGUCACCGUAUAUGUCGGAUCACAGCUGUUCAGGAUCUGUGCAGGCCCUCUUUGUUGCCACUGCCGCAGAUCCGAGCGGCUCCAGUAUUGCCUAUGGGAUGUUCGGUGGUCCUUUUAGCAUGUUGAACUCAGCGCACAUUCUCGGUGGCGAGGACCGUAUGCCACCCCAUAUGGCCCGACGCACACCACUCACUACUACAGCGCUUGUGCGACGCGCCGAACUUCGUGGCGUGAUUGCGGCGCUUCGUCAGCUUGCCCAGGUCCGGCAGGGCCGCCUUUGUGCCCAUCUCUGUGUGAGUUCAGCGUACGUGGCCAAAGCAUGGGGCACCUGGAUUCCGCAAUGGGAAACACAUGGCUGGCCCGGUGAGGAAGCAGAAGUCCGGUCUCGUACGCACCACCUGCGCACACCGCCUCGUCAACACAAUUUUCCCGAAACGCCGCGGCGUUCAAGAAACCAUCACAUGAUGGAGUCGCCCGGCCAACAAUCCUCGGAGAGUCUGACAGGCACGGAUUCAUCAACAAGCACACGGCGCUCAACGCGCCGCUUGGUUGACGAGGAUCUCUUACGUGAACUCGCGGGUCUUAGGACAGAGUUGGCGCGACUCGAUGCCCAAGGCAAGGCGCGUGUGUAUCUGUACCAGAUCGAAACCCAACAUAAUCCAGCAGUGGGCCUCGCCACCCAGUGUGUUGAAGGGGACGCCCCGCCUCUUGAGCCAGAAAUGCCACCCCAAGGCACACCUCUCCUGGGUAGUAUACCUAAAGAGCGGACUACAAGAACCGGAACGCUCGAGCCUAUACGUGUAUUCGGCCCCCCACUUGUAAAUGAUAAUGUCCCAGUGGCUUCUCCGUUGCCAGAGGAUGCGUAUCUCCGGUCACCGCAUCUAUCGCGAGCCAAGUCGCCUCUAGUGCCCUCUCCGUCCAUGCGACCGGUCAGCAGCCGCGCGGGAACACCCCGUUCGCGCACAGCCUCGCCCAUGGCAGAGGCAUCUCGACCUUUUUCACCAGGCGCCAGCCCGCAUGCGAAAGCGUCUCCUCUUGUGGUGUCUCGGUCCAAGCCGUCCCCGAUGUUAGCUCCUUCAGCGCUGACUCAAGGACCCUUUGAUGGCCUAACUCCGACGAUGCCUGCCGCUGGUCUUCCUCCAGGGUCACCUGCUUAUGCUCCUUUGACAAUGGAGGCCCUCGAAGAGCAUGAUCGGCAAGUCGGCAGUCCGGAUUCCGAUCCACGUGCACAGCGCCGUCGCGCAAAGAGCACGCGUUCUAGCGUCAAGUCGGACAAUGCACAGUCACUCGUCCAUCGCCUGACUCCCCGCAUUUUUCGCCGCAAGCCAAAAAAUUCAGCUUUUCACAAAUCCCCGCCGGUGGGGGAAGGUGCCUUUCCAGCACCUGCCUCCGUCCCCCACAAACCGCAUCUGCGGACGGUCGCAUCUCAGCCGGCCCUCCGCGCUCGUGCACAAGAGGAGAGCACUGCGCCAAUAUCUGAGACGACGCCCAUGGCAUCUCCGAACCUUGCAGCCAAGUCGCCUCAUCUACCCAAGCGCGUCGGGAAUUCCGAGGCCACAGGCCUGCAGGUUCAAGGAUCACAGGCGACUGAGUUGGAGAAGCGUCAUGACGAGCUGGCGCGUCGUGAGAAAGAGUUAGCUCGCCGCGAGGUCGAAAUGACUCAAAUUCGAUUUGAGAUGGAGAGGCAAAAGAAGCCAAGCGACACCACCCGCUCCUCAGCAUGGGCUGCCCCUCGUGUCGCGCCAGAGGAACAGAGCGACUGGCUCUGGGAUGCUACACUGCGACGCACACCACGCCUUCCUUCCGCGUCUCUUUCUGAGGUCCACUCCAAAGAGCCUAAGCCAGGCCUGGCUCCUAUCACGAACAUGCGGGCCCUCGGUGCCCCCAAAUCUGCUGGACCGCCUCUGUCACGCGGCUCCCAAUGGGUUAUGUAUGAAGAGCGGCUGCCUACAAGUGCUGCCAGUGAUACUACGUCGGCGCGGUCAGAGACCACGUCUUCGUUGGGACUGUUUGUGGACAAGGGCUUUGGACAGGCUGCCACACUGCCGCCGUCGUCGCCGUAUGCUCGACGAACCGCCUCGAAUGCAAGUUCUUUGCAGUACACACUAGGCAAUCGUGGCGCCCUCGGUAGUGAUAGCAUCAGUGGCUACACGCCAUCUGAUGUGUCAGGUUCCACUGCCUUGCCUCCACCUGUCGGACGGACAUUGACGGCCGAGCUGCAUCGGCCCAGUGGCUACCAUGAGGCGUUGAUUGCCUCGAACCAGCCUUUGGACGACGUGCUUGCGCGUCCAUUCUCGGAGACGCAGCCUGGCGAUUUUGAGCUGUAUGAGAAAAUUGAUCAGACCUUUGUGACCUUAUCCAGCCGCGCGGACGCGUCGGCUCGUGCCGAGGACGGCACGCCCCUAUGCUCUGCAUGCGGUCUGCAGGACGGAUCUGUGCUCUAUGUGGGAUUCCGAGUGGAUUCGCAAGAGCCGUCGCUAGAAGAUGAGCUAGAUGUGAUGGAAGAGGGACCACCUGUGUAG
This is a messenger RNA of Malassezia sympodialis ATCC 42132, 2889 nucleotides long. RefSeq lists its product as uncharacterized. The transcript is spliced from 4 exons. The coding region runs from base 1 to 2889 and encodes 962 amino acids. Lineage: Eukaryota; Fungi; Basidiomycota; Malasseziomycetes; Malasseziales; Malasseziaceae. The record is from RefSeq and is a predicted model, not a curated record.